AUGGCGGCCGAACAGAGAAAGCUGCUCGAGCAGCUUAUGGGAGCGGACCAGCUCAUAGGGACUGGCGCCUCCUCUCGUAACGCUCAACUCUCCAUCACAGACUCCAAAGUCUGUCGCUCCUAUCUCGUGGGGACUUGUCCGCAUGAUCUCUUCACCAAUACCAAGCAGGAUCUCGGCCCCUGUCCUAAAGUUCACAGUGAAGGAUUGAAAACCGAGUACGAGACCGCUUCGGCGGCGGAGAAGGGGAAAUGGGGAUUCGAUUAUGACUAUAUGCGAGACAUGCAGAAAUACAUCGAUGACUGUGAUCGGAGAAUCGACACGGCACAACGUCGUUUGGAGAAGACUCCAGAUGAAAUCCGACAGACCAAUAACCUGUUGAAACAAAUCUCCGACUUGACGAAGACGAUCAAUUCCGGCCUGCUCGAGGUCUCGGUUCUGGGCGAAACCGGUUCCGUCGCGCAGUCGCUCAACGAAUUACACAAGAUCCGCACCGCCAAGCACCAGAAGGAGACGUGUGAGCGCGAAUUGAAGAACCUUCAAGAUACAUCUGGUCCGUCGGGUCAUCAGAAGCUUCAGGUCUGUGAUGUCUGUGGUGCGUAUCUGAGUCGACUCGAUAACGACCGUCGAUUGGCCGACCAUUUUUUCGGAAAGAUGCACAUGGGAUACUCGGACAUGCGUAAGACGUUCAAGAAGCUCAGCGAGGAGAUGAAGGGGCGACCGCCACCGGUUCGUCACCACGACGAUGACGACGGUGGUUGGGGUGGACGCUCCGGUGGUGGAAGAGGCCCCCGAUAUGGCGGUGGUGGAGGAUACAAAAAACGUGGCGGUCGGUGGUGA
Messenger RNA from Aspergillus tanneri, 837 nucleotides. It is a transcript of the gene LUC7L3, whose product is annotated as LUC7 domain-containing protein. Lineage: Eukaryota; Fungi; Ascomycota; Eurotiomycetes; Eurotiales; Aspergillaceae. The record is from RefSeq and is a predicted model, not a curated record. Gene Ontology annotation, cellular component: U1 snRNP; U2-type prespliceosome. The transcript is spliced from 3 exons. Gene Ontology annotation, molecular function: mRNA binding. Bases 1 to 837 code for a protein of 278 amino acids. Gene Ontology annotation, biological process: mRNA splice site recognition.